AUGGCGGAGGCGGCGGCGGCGGCUCCCGUGCGCAGCCAGCGCAUCUUCCUCAACCACCUGGACUCCUACUGCGGCCGCAGCGUCGGCGAGUAUUUGUCCAAGUGUGUUGUUGGGGCCUCGCUGGAGGAAGUCGGAGAGGAGGAGGAAGAGGAGGAAAAUGCGUCAGAUACUGAAGUUCCUAACUUGAAAGGAGGCCACAAGCCCAAGGAGGGAGUCUACCAAGUGGUGGGAACUCUUUCCAAAGCAGAGGGCAAUAAACCAUCUUUUGCAGUGGAAACCUAUGAAAUCUCCUCUCGAGAUGAACUUUUGAGUUACUUGCUUGAGUGCGACAUCAUUUUAUAUAAUAUCACUGAGGAUGCAAAGCAAAUUGAAGAAGCAACAUGGGCUGCCUCUGCACUACGUACAGAGAUGCAGCAUUUUGAGACACUGAAGAUAUUCAUUCUCAUUUCAACAGUAAUGACCUGGGCUAAAAGCAAACCCCUUGACCCAGAGGAUUUAGAAAUUGUUUUUACUGAUGAAGAUUAUCGCAGAAGAAAAUCUCAUCCUAACUUUACCGAUCACAUAAAUGCUGAAAAGCUUGUUCUCAAACUUGGAAAAAAUAACAAACAAAAAUUCACGACUUAUGUUGUUGCUUCAGGACUGCAGUAUGGAGCUGGUGAAGGAAUCUUGCAUUACUUUUUCAAGAUGGCUUGGCUUAGUGAGGCUCCUACAAUACCUGUUUUUGGAAAUGGAAACAAUUUUAUUCCAACUAUUCAUGUUCUUGAUUUAGCAGCGAUAUUACAAAAUAUAGCAGACCAUAAGCCUAAGACUCACUACAUAGUUGCAGUAGAUGAAUCUAUGCAUACUCUUAAAGAAUUAAUAAAGUGUAUCAGCAGAAAUCUUGGACCUGGAAAAAUUGAGAUGAUUCCAAGAGAAAAUGCGUUCCUGAUCAGAGAGUUAACACAAUCACAUUUGGAUAUGUUGUUUGUGAACCUACGAAUGGAGGCUAUUUUUCUGAAAGACAAUUUCAACAUUAAGUGGGUUGCUCAGACAGGACUGGUGGAGAACAUUGAAGAAAUCAUCAAAGAAUACAAGGAAAGUCGAGGAUUGCUGCCUCUCAAAAUUUAUGUUCAUGGUCCUCCUGGAGUCGGAAAAUCCAGCAUUGCUGAAAAUCUCUGCAGGCACUACAAGCUACAUCACAUUAAAAUAAAAGAUGUGAUUUCUGAAACAAUAGCAAAUCUGGAGAAAAUCGUGGCUCCAAAAGAAGUGGAAGCAGAUGAUAUAGAAGAGGGAGAAGAUGAUGAAGAUGAGAGUGAAAAUAUAGAGGAAGCACGAGAGUUAUUAGAUGAAAUCAAAAAAAGCAUGGAGCAAAAUGGAAAUCAAAUACAAGGCCAAUACAUUAUUAAAUUCACAAAAGAUAAGCUUAAAACUAUGCCUUGUAGGAAUCAGGGGUAUGUUUUGGAUGGAUUCCCAGAAACCUACGAUCAGGCAAAAGAACUUUUUAAUUUGGAAGAUGAAGACGAGGAAGAAGAAAUUAAAGGCAAAAUGUACAAAUAUGAUAAGUUAAUCACACCUGAAUUUGUUAUUUCUUUGGCUGCAACUGAUGAAUUCCUUAAAAACAGAAUAAUAAAUCUCCCAGAGAGUGUUGUUGCUGGAACUCAUUACACUCAGAACAAGUUCCUGGAUUCUCUUCGUUUUUUCAGAGACUAUAACACAGAAGAUGAGAGUGUUCUCAACUAUUUUGAUGAACUUGAAAUACAUCCUCAGAUUAUUGAUGUAGUCAAAUUGGAAGAUCCUGAGAACAGACUUAUUAUAAAAGAGAUCAUCAAAGAAAUUGGGGAACCUCGGAACUAUGGUUUGACAGCUGAAGAAAAGGAAAACUUAGAACGCAAAGCGGCUGAGGAACGCCUUGCCAAAGAAGCUAAAGAAGCAGCUGAGCAAGAACGUAAAGAAGCUGAGGAAAGAGCAGAAAGGAAGGAAAAAUGGGUAGAGUGGAACAAACGUCUGGCAGAAGUGAAGAGACAAGAAGAAGAGUUACUGGAGGCCCAAUCUAUUCCAUUACGAAACUACUUAAUGAAGCACGUCAUGCCAACACUUAUGCAAGGGCUAAAUGAAUGCUGUAAGAUCAGGCCAGAUGAUCCAGUUGAUUUCCUGGCAGAAUAUCUCUUCAAGAACAAUCCUGAAAUUGAGGGAGAUAAACCUUAAAUCCUGACAGCUGUAGAUACUGUGAAAUA
Molecule: messenger RNA, 2213 nt
Organism: Tinamus guttatus (white-throated tinamou)
Lineage: Eukaryota; Metazoa; Chordata; Aves; Tinamiformes; Tinamidae
Source: RefSeq, a predicted model, not a curated record